Drosophila pseudoobscura is the source of this 2333-nucleotide messenger RNA. RefSeq names its product putative GTP-binding protein 6. Lineage: Eukaryota; Metazoa; Arthropoda; Insecta; Diptera; Drosophilidae. Gene Ontology annotation, cellular component: cytoplasm. The transcript is spliced from 3 exons. The record is from RefSeq and is a predicted model, not a curated record. Gene Ontology annotation, molecular function: ribosome binding; GTP binding. Bases 37 to 1614 code for a protein of 525 amino acids.
GCAAUUGCAAUUUGCAAUUCCCAAUUAGCUUUAGUUAUGACUAGUCUUAGGCCGCUGAUGCGCCUGGCCAGGGCUCUCCCACUGCGUCCCGCUAUGGUGGGAGUCCUCCAUUCACGCUUUAAGUACACUCAGCAUCAGGGCGUCAAGGGCAUAAGGAAUCGGAAGAGCUUCUUUGAGGCGCAAAUGCAGGCGGGACAGCACGGCGAUGAAGAUUACGAGGAGGCGGAGCGAGGAGAUUCCAAUGGGAAUCUGGCUGACAUGCGCUUUCUGGAUGAUCGCGCCUACGAUGAGGUGGCCGGCGGUGCCAUGCGCAUAAGCCGCGACAUAGCCAGCGCCCAGCAGGUGCUCAUCCUUCAGCCGUAUGUAAAGUGGUCCGCGAAAAGGCAAAAAAUCCCUAGCGACGUUCGACCGGAGGAUCAGUUGGCCGAGGCCAGCGCUUUGAUACACUCCCUGCCCAAUUGGCAAGUGGCAAAGGCCCUUAAGGUUCCCCUGGAGAGUCUCGAGCGGAAGACUCUCUUCGGCAGCGGCAAAAUGGUGGAGCUGAAGGCCCUGAUAGCGGAUCUGCGUCAGGAGAAGCAUCUAACCUGCCUCUUCGUGAGCAAGGGAACGCUCUCCUUCGCCCAGAAACGUUUCCUCGAAGCAGAAUUCCGUCUGCCCGUGAUGGAUCGCUAUUCGGUGGUCAUACAAAUCCUCCGGUUGCAUGCCACCACAGCGGAGGCUCGUCUCCAGGUAGCCAUGGCCGAGCUGCCGUACAUUUGGUCGCAGGCCAAGGAUGCCAGCGUGACGCAGACGCGUCGUCAGGGCUACUCCUUGACCGAUCUGCAGAAGGAAAUCCUCCGCACUCGGGAGCGCAAAUUGCGAGCAGAGCUGGACAGGGUUCGGCGUCAACGGCAGCUGCUGCGACAGAAACGAAAGCAGCAGAAUUAUCCGAUUGUGGCAGUGGUGGGCUAUACGAAUGCUGGCAAGACAUCCCUAAUCAAGGCUUUGACGGUGGAGGAUGCCUUGCAGCCGCGCAACCAAUUGUUUGCUACCCUCGAUGUGACGGCCCAUGCGGGACAGCUGCCGUGCAAUCUGCAGGUGAUCUACAUGGACACGGUGGGCUUUAUGUCCGAUUUACCAACUGGUCUGUUCGAAUGUUUUGUGGCCACUCUGGAGGACGCCAUGCUGGCGGAUGUCAUUGUGCAUGUGCAGGACCUAUCGCAUCCCUGUCAUGCGGCCCAACGCAGCCACGUGGAGUCCACCCUCCGUUCUUUGGCCUUCAAUGUGUCUGGCGGUGACCCAGCCACCAGUCAAUUGCCACCGAUCAUAAACGUGUACAACAAAUGCGACUUGGUGUCUCAGCCAUCGUCGGAUGCUGCUGUUCAUCAUAUCUCUGCUAGAGCCCAGACCGGACUGGAGCCACUGCUGGCUGACAUAGAAGAGCAGAUACUGGCCGCCACGGGGCGACGCAAGCUGCAGAUGCGUGUGCCCAGCGGGGGCCCCGAAAUGGCGUGGCUCUACAAGAAUGCUGCCGUUGUGGACACCGUGGCGGAUGAGGCAUAUCCCAACCGUCUGAUGAUGCAUGUGGUCAUCAGCCAGCGCACUCUGGACCAAUUCAAGAGGGAGUUCUUGUGAUCUUUCUAAAUUCUUUAUUAUUGCUCUGGUUUCUUUUGUUGAAUUAGUGGUUAGGAUUGGUGUUGUUUCACUGUUAAGAUCUAUGAUAAAUAUAAAAUUUGCUACCACAAAAAUAAAUCAAACGUGUCUAAAAAUAUCAUGAAAUAAAACAUUUAUAUAUACUAUAUAUUGCACUUUACAGACUUCCCUUGUGCUGUGUGGAUCCCGGUACGCAUCUAAGGAACUCUUUGUCGAACCCGAAUUAUCCGUAAUUAUAUUAUUCUAUAGCUAAUCCGAAAAAGUGCCCGCGCGACUCUUGCAUUGGCACAGUAGAACUAUACAAAAAUAUGGUAUUUCCGGUGAUGGGAAUGUACUAAAAAUAAAAACUCAACCAACUUAAAAUAACAAAACAGAAUUAAAACUAAAUGUAGAUUAAAUUUACAAAAAACAAAUGCUCCAUAAACUAUACGAUUAAAUAUAAAAUACAUGUACUUUUUUUUAGCCCGUUAAACCUCGCAAUAUUAAAAGUUUUAGAUUUUUUUAUCUGUUCAAAUAUUAGGAUAAACAUGUCAAGAUUUUUCCAACUCUAAAUGGAAACAAAUCUUGUGUGAUGUUAAUCUUGUUUUUCGUUAAAAAUUGGUAUUUACAGAAAUUAAAAAAUUUGCAAUUUGAUUUCGAUACUAAAAAGUACUACAUUGUACUUUUUCGAUGCAUUUUUGUGUUCAAUUUGGAUGGGAAAC